UUCAAAGAUGUCAUUCAUCUAUGUGCAUUUACAUUUUCACCGGAAUGUCCCAUUAAAGCUCUGAGAAAUGUUAAGCAGUUACACUCAGCUAAAGACUCCACUCUUCUUUAAAAGGCUUCUUGAAAAUGAGUUGGGUGUAUGAGGCAAGUGAACCUAGUGUGAUUGACAAUGACAUGCUCAAAAGUGCUGUGGAGGAACAGGGUCCGGAAGAAGAAGCAGGACGUAUUGCCAAGAUGGAGGGUAUUGACUUUAAGGAUGUUGUCAGCUUGCGCCUUGAUUUCAAAAAUAUUCUGAAGAUUGAUAACCUCUGGCAGUUUCACAGCCUGACAAAGUUACAGCUUGAUAAUAAUAUAAUUGAGAAGAUACAGGGACUCAGCAGCUUGGUGCAUUUAGUUUGGCUUGAUUUGUCAUUUAACAAUAUAGAGAAAAUAGAGGGACUGGAUGCUCUCACCAAAAUGCAGGAUCUCAGCUUGUACAACAACAGGAUAUCUUUAAUUGAAAACAUGGACAGUCUCAAAAACCUUCAGGUUUUAUCCCUGGGCAACAAUAAUCUCACAUCCUUGGAAAAUAUCCCGUACCUGCGUAGAUUCCGAUUUUUACGUUCAUUAAGUCUUAAGGGGAACCCUCUGUCUGAAGAUGAACAAUAUAAAAUGUACAUUGCUGCACACUUACCUGACCUGGUGUAUUUGGAUUUCAGACUACUGGAUGAAAAUAUUAGAGAUAUUGCAAAAAUUAAGUUCCAAUAUUCCAUAGAGGAGCUUGGACAUAAUGAGGCGCUUGAAAGGCACAAGCAGGAGAAUGAAGAUCAAAAACAGAGAGAGCUGGAUGCACACAAGGCUGCCUACGUGGAAUUCCUAAAUGGUCCAGCACUGUUUGAGAGCUUGUAUGCAGAAGAUCCAGAUGGUGUAAGGCUUUCAACUGUUCCUGGUCUGGCUGAUAUAAUGGAAGAAUAUAAAAGCAAGUGUGUAGCCAUCUGUCAGAGCAUAUUUGAAUACGGCCUCAGUCAUCAUGAGAAACGCCAGGCAGAGAUGUCCGUUUUUAAUGAAUGUCUACAGGAAGCAAAGAUGGAAAAUCAACAGACGGCAGCCAAAAAAAUCCAGGAGUUUGAAGAGAAACACUAUGAGCUCUUUUAUGGCAAUCCACAGAUUGCAGACUCCCAGGUCCUGGACUCUAUAUUGUUUAAGUGCAACGAGGACAUUCUUCAGCUGACCGAUUCACUGAUGCUGCUGGAGAUUCAGCUAGUGGACCAGCUAGAGGAGAUCAUAAAGGAUUAUGAGAGAAACAUCUCUGACCUGGUCUCUGUAUUCCUGGAAACAGUGCAGGGAUUAAUGGCUCAAAUCCGGGAUCUAGAAAACCACCAUAAUGAGACUCUGCUAGAUAUUUGCAUUAAAAUUCAUGAAAAGUUCAUGAGAGGUGAAGUGGACGAUGACAUGUCUGAUGACCUACGGAUGCUUUUCUUAGAUAAAGACACAGUUGUUAAUUCAGUUGGUGCCUCCCAUGAUAUUCAUCUGCUGAAAAUUGAUAACCGCGAGGAUGAACUUGUCACUAAGAUCAACAACUGGGCCAGCAACCUCAUACAGAAGGUACAAAGUGAUGAAGUAGUAAGGAACCGCAACAGAGUGACUGAAAUCAGCAAAUACAUUGACCACUUGCGGGAUGAACUGGAUAGUCUUGAGAUGAACGAACAUAUGUGACUGGAGCGUCACAAGGAAAUGCUUUAGUAAUAGAUUCUGAUCAGAUUAUGUGACUCCGUCCUGCAUUGUAAAUUGCCUUUCAUUUGCCUUAAUGAUAAUCUAUUUUCUGCAACAGAAGACCACAACUAAACCUUGGAAUAAAGAUAUAAAUGUAAAGACCAUCACAAAUUGGUUUCUUUAUUCACAACCUUAUGAGACUAAAGGAAAGACUGCAGCACAGAAUUCUUUAAUUUCUUCUUGUAAUGGCUGUAACAUUGUAUCAAUAAAUAAAUUGUUUUGUAUUCCUUUAAUUAA
Bombina bombina (fire-bellied toad) is the source of this 1988-nucleotide messenger RNA. It is a transcript of the gene DRC3, whose product is annotated as dynein regulatory complex subunit 3. Gene Ontology annotation, molecular function: protein binding. Bases 126 to 1694 code for a protein of 522 amino acids. The transcript has 12 exons. Lineage: Eukaryota; Metazoa; Chordata; Amphibia; Anura; Bombinatoridae. The record is from RefSeq and is a predicted model, not a curated record.